Molecule: messenger RNA, 2970 nt
Organism: Oryctolagus cuniculus (rabbit)
Lineage: Eukaryota; Metazoa; Chordata; Mammalia; Lagomorpha; Leporidae
Source: RefSeq, a predicted model, not a curated record
GGGCGGCGGCGAACGGGGCUCAGAUGCUUCUGGGUCGCGGUGGCUCGAGCAGUGUGGUCCGUGCGUUUCAGCUUGAGAGCCUAGAGCCGGAGCACCCGGACGAGGGAUGGCGGCCACCGCGACCGCCGCGGCCACGGGCAGGCUCCUCAUCCUGCUGUUGCUCGGGCUCACGGCGCCCGCCGCGGCGUUAGCCGGCUAUAUCGAGGCUCUUGCAGCCAAUGCCGGAACUGGAUUUGCUGUUGCCGAGCCUCAAAUUGCAAUGUUUUGUGGGAAGUUAAACAUGCACGUGAACAUUCAGACUGGGAAGUGGGAACCUGACCCGACGGGCACCAAGAGCUGCUUAGGAAGAAAAGAAGAAGUUCUUCAGUACUGUCAGGAGAUGUAUCCAGAGCUGCAGAUCACAAACGUGAUGGAAGCAAACCAGCCAGUCAGCAUUGACAACUGGUGCCGAAAGGACAAGAAACCAUGCAAGAGUCACAUCGUUAUCCCUUUCAAGUGUCUUGUGGGUGAAUUUGUCAGUGAUGUUCUGCUAGUUCCGGAAAAGUGCCAGUUUUUCCACAAAGAACGAGUGGAGGUGUGCGAGAACCACCAGCACUGGCACACUGUAGUCAAGGAGGCAUGUCUGACUCAGGGAAUGACCUUAUAUAGCUAUGGCAUGCUGCUGCCCUGUGGGGUAGACCAGUUCCACGGCACUGAAUACGUGUGCUGCCCUCAAACAAAAGAAGAGGAGGAGGAGGAAGAGGAAGAGGAAGAGGAAGACUAUGAUAUUUAUAAAAGCGAAUUUCCUACUGAAGCGGAUUUGGAAGACUUCACAGAAGCAGCUGUGGAGGACGACGAUGAGGACGAGGACGAUGAGGAAGGGGAGGAACUGGUGGAGACGCACCUGGCUCGGGUGGAAGCCAUGCUGAACGACCGCCGGCGGGUGGCUCUGGAGAAUUACCUGGCCGCCCUGCAGUCCGACCCGCCACGGCCAUAUCGCAUUCUCCACGCCUUGCGGCGGUAUGUCCGCGCCGAGAACAAAGAUCGCCUGCAUACCAUCCGUCAUUACCAGCAUGUGCUGGCUGUUGACCCAGAAAAGGCCGCCCAGAUGAAAUCACAGGUGAUGACACAUCUCCACGUGAUUGAAGAAAGGAGGAACCAAAGCCUCUCUCUGCUCUACAAAGUACCUUACGUCGCCCAGGAAAUUCAAGAGGAAAUCGAUGAACUCCUCCAGGAACAGCGUGCGGACAUGGACCAGUUCACUGCCUCCAUCUCCGAGAGCCCGGUGGAUGUCCGGGUGAGCUCUGAGGAGAGCGAGGAGAUCCCGCCGUUCUACCCCUUCCAUCCCUUCCCGGCCUUGCCCGAGAACGAAGGAUCUGGAGUGGGAGAGCAGGACGGGGCGCUGAUUGGUGCAGAAGAGAAAGUGAUUAACAGUAAGAAUAAAGUGGAGGAACAUAUGGUCAUCGACGAGACCCUGGAUGUUAAGGAGAUGAUUUUCAAUGCCGAGCGGGUCGGAGGCCUAGAGGAGGAGCCGGAAUCCACGGGGCCUCUGCGAGAGGACUUCAGCCUGAGCAGCAGUGCCCUCAUCGGCCUGCUGGUCAUCGCAGUGGCCAUCGCCACGGUCAUCGUCAUCAGCCUGGUGAUGCUGAGGAAGCGGCAGUACGGCACCAUCAGCCACGGGAUCGUGGAGGUGGACCCAAUGCUGACCCCAGAAGAGCGUCACCUGAACAAGAUGCAGAACCACGGAUAUGAGAACCCAACCUACAAAUACCUGGAACAGAUGCAGAUUUAAGUGACAGGACCGUGGCCCCCUGGCCGGAGUGGGGUGGUGCAGGUGGGCCGGAAGAGGCCCAGCUUCGGGCUCGACACCGACCAGCAGCCGCUGCCUGAGGGCUUCGGCUGCCAUCCUGACCUCCCGUGUCGUUAAGACUAUGAAGUACUACUGUAGAAUUGCAAUUCCAUUCUUUUAAAUGGGUGAAAAAUGUUAAUAUAACAGUAUAUGAUAUAUAAACCUUAAGUGAAAUGAAAAGAUCUAUUGCAGAUAUUUGACUGAUGCAGUUUUCUUUUUAAAUUAAUCAGAAGAAAGCCCACUUCUCUUGUAUCGUCUCACACAUGCUCUCUCUGUAUGGAAACUGUUGAUUUUCAUCUGUAGACUGUAUAUGCAGACCGUUUGUUCCAGUUGCAUUGUAUACGCCGACUCUGUAGGCUCCUUCACUGACCUGGUUUUUAUUAGGGGAGACACAAGACCAGCAGGAGAGAAGGCAGCACUGUCUUUUAACAAUGCGCUCUGAAAGCUGAAAGUGGAACCAGGGACCUGCCGCCCGCCCCUGCGGCUCCCGACGCCCUCUGAGUGGUGUUAGAGGACCGGCGCGACUGACUGCCGUGUGGCCGGCGAGCUUCAAGGCCCGGCGCCCCGCAUCUCAGAGAGCAGGGCCCGCCGCUGCUUUCCCUCCAAAUCCAGUUCUUCCACAGGGCGAGCCACUGGUGUGUCCGCUGCAGCCGCCGGCUGCCUGUAGCUCUUUGCCCUUCACUCCCCCCCCACGUCCGCCCACGCGUGUGGUCUCUUCCCUCCUCGGACGUUUCCCACCCACGGCACCGGCUCCUGGCCCUCUGCGGGUCCCUCGGAGAAACCCCGGGACGUGGGCGGAGCGCGGGCAGUGCAGGAAGCGGGCGUGUGGACGCCGCGGAGAGCCUGGCAGGGUUUCGUUCCCUUCACGAGUCUUUGUAAAGCUUGUAUAGUUGACGCUGACGCUCACGGCUCCUUCCUUCCUUUUUUCUUCUUUUUAAUAUGAAGGUUCUGGUAACCUGUGGUGUAUUUUUGUUUUGUUUUGUUUUCCUGUGACUGUUUUUUUUUUUUCUCCUUCCUCUCCUUUGACCCCAUCCAUGUCUCUUCCCACUAUGCACAGAUUAAACUUCACCUGCAAACUCCUUAAUCUGAUCUGUGGAGAAUGUACAGAGUUUAAACACAUCAAUAAAAUACUUUAACUUCCA